Molecule: messenger RNA, 1839 nt
Organism: Penicillium manginii
Lineage: Eukaryota; Fungi; Ascomycota; Eurotiomycetes; Eurotiales; Aspergillaceae
Product: universal stress protein family domain protein
Exons: 4
Coding region: 1-1839 (612 amino acids)
Source: RefSeq, a predicted model, not a curated record
AUGUCGUACCACUCUGGUCGCAUCUCCCCCAAGCUCCCUGAGGCCUCACAGGAGCUUUCAAAAUCCUCAGCAAACCCUGCUGCUUCACCUCCAAUCCCCCCAAUUUCUGCGGACCCCAAAACCCCGGGCAUUGGUCGCACUGUCCAAAGUCUGCUGAGCAACACCCCGCAGUCUGCAAGGAGUGUUGUUGGCGGGGUUGCUUCGUCAUCACGAAGAUCAAAUCGCAACUCGGCCGGACCUCUCAAAUCAUCGCCCUUACGAAACAUCUCUCUCGCCAUGGCGUCCGCCCCCAGCUCCCCGGAGCGGCCUACCGCCGACGCCGAGGAUCCUUCUCACAGGUCAUCGGAGAAGACGCAAGGCCGGAAGGGCAUGGCCGCAAUGAUGUCGGGGUUGGAAUCAAGACUGUUCCCACGCAGCUUUUCUCGCGGUAGAGAUUCAAGUCGUGGAUCAAGUCGUCGUGGCUCAUCUCUUGAUUCUCGGUCGCCUACGUCGCAUUUCAGUCGAUCUGUUUCCCCAGGUACCCACCAAUUUGAGUCAAAGCCAACGUUAGCCGACACGGAGAAAGGGAAAGCGAUAAUGCAAGAUGCCCAUAACCAGUCGGAUGAAGCUUUGGGUCGGAAGAAAUCCGGCGUUCUUCCAGGAUAUGUCAAACCGACCGAGCACGAGGAGUCGGGUGAGCGUCUUGCCAAAGACGUCUUCGACCGCGACAAGAAUAUCAUUGAGAGCAGUGAAGAUGAUGGUGAUGAUUCAUCCAGUGACGAUGAUCAGAUUGAGGGAGGUCUUCAUUCGCGAGGCCGUAAGAAGAAAGGCUCCGAUAUUACCAGGAUCACCCCCAGCGACUUCAAUAAAGCCAGAGAGGACAAGACCCAAUCCUCGGAAGAAGCAAAAACAAUCAACAAACAUAAUAUUCCCGGGAUGGAUAAGAAGCCCAGAAAAUCCGCCCUCAAGACUGUCAUCCACCCUCGAACCAGCUAUGAUAUUCCGACUCCAUACGCGCAGUCUGCUGCUGGCACCCCGUACGGCUCAGAAGACGAGGCAGAAAAAGAAGAUGUUCAUCGUGCCCAGAAACUCAGCAUUUCCAUGUCUGCCAUCGACAACCGCGUUCCAAACAGAUCGAUUCGAACAAUUGUCCGGGGAAACUAUGCCAGCAUACAAGAAGAAGCCGAUGGCGGCCGCCGGCGUCAACGGAAGUAUCUCGUCGCGACGGACCUGAGUGAGGAAUCAGUAUAUGCUUUGGAAUGGACCAUCGGCACUGUUCUGAGGGAGGGAGAUACCAUGUACGCAAUCUACACCAUACACGAGGACGGGAAUCCAUCCUCUGUGCAGGUUGGAGAAGGGGCGAAGGCUAUUCAAGAUGCGGCGGUGGUUGUGGGCUCACAGACCAGAGAGGCUUCUCAAAACCGCACAAUACUUGGCCGACUGGGCCCUGUAACUGCCAGCAAGUCGAGCUCGGCCGAUUCGCGGGUAUCCUCACUCGCGGAAACAGAGCGCGUACGGGCCGUCGAGGCGGUAUCGCAAACCUGUGUGAAACUUCUCCGCAAGACUCUCCUGCAGGUUCGGAUUGCCGUGGAAGUGAUCCAUUGCAAGAGCCCUAAACUUAUGAUCACCGAGGCUAUCGAUGAACUUGAACCAACUAUGGUGAUCGUUGGUGCCCGUGGCCAAAGUGCCCUGAAAGGAGUUCUUCUUGGUUCAUUCUCCAACUAUCUACUUCAACACUCCUCCGUCCCUGUUAUGGUUGCUCGUCGCAAACUAAAGCGACACAAAAACACAAACGCAAACGUGCAUCUCUCCAACAAUCUCCGAACACCAAAGAGUCUUACGCAGGCAAAAGUGGAUUAA